This is a messenger RNA of Cynara cardunculus var. scolymus (artichoke), 1773 nucleotides long. RefSeq names its product chaperone protein dnaJ 15-like. NCBI's taxonomy places the organism in Eukaryota, Viridiplantae, Streptophyta, Magnoliopsida, Asterales, Asteraceae. The transcript is spliced from 11 exons. The coding region runs from base 310 to 1593 and encodes 427 amino acids. The record is from RefSeq and is a predicted model, not a curated record.
AUGGUCAAAAUUCUUUACCUUUUUCAAAUACCCUAAUCGGUUUUUUUUCUUUCAUAUACAUGAUCUUGGCCUUUUUGCUUUCUUUCUCUGUUGGAAUUCUCUGUAGUAGGUUUAAUUUAUCAUUUAUUCUGAUGGAAAUAGAAAGCGGGAUCGCUCUUGGAUAUCGAUCUUGAAUGUUCUUCUUUUCCUUCCGUGGGAAAAUUUUAAUCUCGGAUCUUUUGGGAAGCCAUUGAUAAGCUCUUUUUUGGGUUGAUUUUUCACUCUCAGAGGUCUGAUAUUCGAGACGGAUAGAAGAUAAAAGAAAAGGGCAUGGGAGGUUCGAAGACGGAAGGGGGCACCUCUUCCUCAACCCCUUUAAUUACAAAUCGUAGAGACCCAUAUGAGGUUUUGAGUGUUUCAAGAGAUUCUUCUGAUCAGGAGAUUAAAUCUGCUUAUAGAAAACUUGCUCUCAAGUAUCACCCUGACAAAAAUGCUAGUAAUCCUGAAGCCUCGGAAUUAUUCAAGGAGGUUGCCUAUUCUUACAGCAUUUUAUCCGACCCAGAAAAAAGAAGACAAUAUGAUAAUGCGGGGUUUGAGGCUCUUGAUGCUGAGGGCAUGGACAUGGAAAUUGAUUUAUCAAACCUUGGAACUGUGAACACAAUGUUUGCAGCAUUGUUCAGUAAGCUUGGAGUUCCUAUUAAGACAACUAUUUCAGCCAAUGUUCUCGAGGAAGCUUUAAAUGGAACCGUCACAGUCAGACCCCUUCCGAUAGGAACGUCAGUUAGCGGAAAGGUGGAGAAACAAUGUGCACAUUUUUUUGGUGUUACGAUAAGUGAAGAACAAGCUCAAGCGGGGAUUGUUGUUAGAGUUACUUCAGCUGCACAAAGCAAAUUUAAGCUACUUUAUUUUGAGCAAGAUAAUGGAGGGGGAUAUAGUCUGGCGUUACAGGAAGAUAGUGAGAAGGCUGGUAAGGUGACAGCCGCGGGGAUGUAUUUCUUGCAUUUUCAAGUAUACAGAAUGGAUUCAACUGUCAAUGCCUUAGCAAUGGCCAAGGAUCCUGAAGCUGCUUUCUUUAAAAAGUUGGAAGGUCUUCAACCAUGCGAGGUCUCAGAGCUAAAAUCUGGCACUCACAUAUUUGCCGUUUACGGAGAUAACUUUUUCAAAACAGCAUCUUAUACGAUAGAGGCUGUUUGUGCCACCACAUACGAGGAUACGACACUUAAGCUCAAGGAUAUUGAGCAGCAGAUUUUGAGAAAGAGAACCGAGCUACGUCAGUUUGAGACAGAAUACAGACAGGCUUUGGCAAGAUUUCAAGAAGUCACCAACAGAUACAGCCAAGAAAAGCAGAACGUGGAUGAGCUUUUAAAACAACGAGACAGUAUCCAAUCAUCGUUCACGGUUGGUAGGUCUAUGGUUGUAGGUGGUGGUGGUGGUGGUGGUCAAGUGAGUAAUGGAGGAGGAGGCGGCGGCAAUGGCAAAGUUUCCGGUGAAGGUGAAAGUAGCAGCAGUCCAGGGGCAGGUGAAGAAGGAAGCUCUGAUAGUAAGGCUAAGAAGAAAUGGUUCAACCUUAACCUCAAAGGUGGCGGUGGUUCGUCUGAUAAAAAGUCCGGUUGAUCAUCGGGUUCGAUACUGUUAACGAUGGCCUUAUUUCAUGAACCGAUACAUUUUAUUAUUAUUAUUAUUCAUGGUUUUUUUGCUGCUUUUAUAUGGGGUUGUUCUUGUUCAUAAUGGGUUGUUAAUCAGAUCAAAAUUGCUUAAAAAGAUUUGGAUGUUUAAGUAAUUAAUUAAUUAUUU